UCAACUCAAAUUAUGGAAGUUGGACAUUUCCCUUGAAGAAAAUGAGAAUUAAUAGUCACCAAUACAAAAUUAGCGCUAACAUAGAGGACGAGCUUGGAUAUAUAGAGCUGACUUCAAUUUCGAAGAUUAGCAAACACUUCACUUCUCAGUCAGCCAGUGAGCACCAUCAGCUUUAUACCAUCGUAGAACGUUCUGUUGAAACUAAAGAGAUCCAUUGUACAAGAGCUAAAGUCGUAGAAGUUCUUCAUAAAACAUUGGAGGCUCUAAAAGACGAUUCUGAAUUUGGUAAUCUUGUGAGAAGAUUUUAG
This is a messenger RNA of Funneliformis geosporum, 308 nucleotides long. The record is from the annotation of a GenBank genome assembly. Lineage: Eukaryota; Fungi; Glomeromycota; Glomeromycetes; Glomerales; Glomeraceae.